Arabidopsis lyrata subsp. lyrata is the source of this 1870-nucleotide messenger RNA. RefSeq names its product DNA repair protein RAD51 homolog 2. NCBI's taxonomy places the organism in Eukaryota, Viridiplantae, Streptophyta, Magnoliopsida, Brassicales, Brassicaceae. Gene Ontology annotation, biological process: double-strand break repair via homologous recombination. Gene Ontology annotation, molecular function: ATP-dependent DNA damage sensor activity; double-stranded DNA binding; ATP hydrolysis activity. Gene Ontology annotation, cellular component: Rad51B-Rad51C-Rad51D-XRCC2 complex; replication fork. The record is from RefSeq and is a predicted model, not a curated record. The transcript has 12 exons. The coding region runs from base 74 to 1186 and encodes 370 amino acids.
AGAGAGAAAGCUUCUCUAAAUCUCUCUCCACCGUCUAAAGAAUCUUUCCGACGCCGGAGACGUAAAACCAAAAAUGUCAAACAAACUCAUCGGAGAAAUGGGUCUUCACACCAAAAUCUCAAACAUCUUCGCCGCAAGAAACAUCAUCACCGCCAAGGAUGCAUUAUCAAUGACAGAGUUUGAACUAAUGGAGCUUUUAGAUGUUGGAAUGAAAGAGAUUAGAUUAGCAAUUGCAUUGAUUAGUGAAGCUACUUCUCCGCCAUGUCAAUCAGCUCGAUCUUUGUUGGAGAAAAAGGUCGAAAACGAGCACUUAUUAGGUCAUCUUCCUACACAUUUGAAGGGGUUAGAUGAAACUUUGUGCGGUGGUAUACCGUUUGGUGUUCUUACUGAGUUAGUUGGUCCACCUGGUAUUGGUAAAUCACAGUUUUGCAUGAAACUUGCCUUAUCGGCCUCGUUUCCAGUAGCGUAUGGAGGAUUAGAUGGUCGUGUGAUAUACAUAGAUGUGGAAUCCAAGUUUAGUUCAAGAAGGGUGAUAGAGAUGGGACUGAAAAGCUUCCCUGAAGUGUUUCACCUUAAAGGAAUGGCACAAGAGAUGGCUGGAAGAAUCCUUGUUUUGCGGCCGACAUCUUUAGCUAACUUUACUGAAAGUAUACAAGAACUCAAGGAUUCAAUUCUUCAAAACCAAGUAAAGCUUCUAGUGAUUGAUAGUAUGACAGCUCUUCUUUCAGGCGAAAACAAACAAGGAGCUCAGAGACAGCCUCAGUUGGGUUGGCAUAUUUCUUUCUUAAAAUCGCUUGCUGAAUUUUCACGGAUUCCUAUAGUGGUGACUAAUCAAGUUAGAUCUCAAAACCGCGAUGAAACUAGUCAGUAUUCUUUCCAAGCUAGACUAAAAGAUGGAUUUCAAGAACACACAAAGACUUAUGAUUCACACCUUGUUGCUGCGUUGGGGAUUAACUGGGCUCAUGCUGUAACGAUCCGGCUGGUUCUUGAAGCCAAGUCAGGUCAGAGAAUCAUUAAGGUGGCAAAAUCUCCUAUGUCGCCUCCUUUAGCCUUCCCGUUCCAUAUAACAUCAGCUGGGAUUUCAUUGUUGAGCGACAACGGGACUGAACUGAAAGGCCCCGGAAUCAAUACCAUUCAUGCUCGAGGGCACAGCGACAUGAUUAAUUUUCACGCGGACUGCUCGUAGUGAAGCAAAGGCGGCCUGUUACGAUAAUCAACAAGAGACACCAACAUCAACUUCCAAAUUCUGCAUAUAAGCACAAUAGUAAGUCAUAAGUAGGAAAGACUAAUAGUUAGACAUUGAUAUAUAGGCUUCAAUGUUACCGAUGAAACAGAUGAUUAGCGAUUAAGUCUCACAAUUGGUAUAUUCAUUAUAUGUUUGGUAAGUUAGAUCUAUGCACUCUAUAUAACUUCUUUGCUUUUUUGGUAAAUGUUUUGUUUGAUUUGUGUGUUCUCUCAUAUGAAGAAAAUGUUUAUCUUUCUUGGUCUCUUGUCAAGUCAAAAAUUAUAUUUUCUUUAUUUAGUGACAAGAAAAGACUUGAUAAAGAGGACGUGAUGGUUUAUCUUAUAUUAUCUUCUUUUUGCCUCUUAAGUCUAGUGUCUUUUGGUUGGUUAUUGCCUUGUUGCUUCUGUGUUUAGUUUAAGGGUUUGUCAACUUUCGUUUUGGCUUUAGUUUUUAUGCUCUUUGUGUCAUAGUGUCUUUAGUUUCCCUUACAUAGGGUCUAGUUUCCGGGGAAUUCUCGUUUUCCUCCGGCUUUGUCUCCGGGGACUUACCGUUGUCCGCCGGCUUUGCUUCCCUCUUUUGGACGUUGUAUUCUACUUCGGUUCCACAACAAAUUUAUCAAUAAAAUUUCAAGUGACAAAAAAAAAA